AUGAUUAGGGUGUUGCUCCUGCUCGUGUUCGUCUUCGAAAACAGCAUCUGUCUCACCGAAAAAGGAAGGAUUGCCUUGACAAGGGCGUACAGAGGCAUCGACUUGGAAAAGCGUCAUGAAAGGCUGAGGAAUCUCGGCUCAAGAGGACUGGGACGAAAUAUUACAGCUGCAAUGGAAAGAAAAAAGCAUCUUACAAACGGCACAGUCCCAAAUGCAAAGAGUGGAGAAGACGGUUCAAUACUCGAAGAGGCAUCAAUCGAAGAGAUGAAUCAGGUGGAAGGAGUGGACGAGUACUUGUUCGACGCAGACAUGAUCCUUACAGAUGAACAGCUGAGUGCUUUCGAAAAUUCUCUGGAAAAUCGUACUCGCGUAAAGCGCCAAAUUGCUGAUGGUGCUGUCCGUUGGGCGGACAACAAAGUCUACUACUACUUUGACACGACUAUAACAGCAGCCCAUCAGGCUUAUGUUAGGACGGUGCUGAAAUACCUUCAGGCUCGUACGUGCCUUACUUUCAUCGAAGAUGCUACAGCAACAAAUCGUAUUAGAGUAUUCAACGGAGGUGGCUGUUAUUCGGGUGUUGGCAUGGGUGGAGGGGAACAAGACUUGUCAUUGGCUGGUUACUGUAUCGUUGUAGGAACGGUUGCUCAUGAAUUCACACACGCGCUCGGGGCUUUACAUAUGCAUAUGCGUCACGACCGAGACACCUACAUUACGGUCGAUACCACCUAUGUCAAGUCCCACGCUCUUCAUGAUAACUUUCUCGACCUUUUCAAAGCGGCAUUUUGUUUGGAUCCUUAUCAAAUGAAGUACAAAGGGUACAAUGUGUCCCUUCCUGUCCAUGUGUAUAUUCAAGCGAAAGAAAAGUCGAAUGAGUAA
Haemonchus placei is the source of this 876-nucleotide messenger RNA. Lineage: Eukaryota; Metazoa; Nematoda; Chromadorea; Rhabditida; Trichostrongylidae. The record is from the annotation of a GenBank genome assembly.